UAGAAUCUAUCACUGGGUUUCCCCAGUGCAGCUGGCACCAUGGAGGUGCUUCAGGGCAGCUUCUGCUAGCUCUGCAAGCCCUCCACUCUGCCACCACAUACUCUGCUAUGUUUCCUCUUAGAAGGUUUUGAGUACAACAAUCCAAGAAGAAUCCCAGCUGACACUGAUCAUUCUCAAGUCUUUUACCUCUUGAUUGUUGGAAAAAAAUCUGAAAACCACCAAGAAAUCAUCAAACUCAACCAACGCUGCAAAAGAAAAGGGCAUAUAAAUCUGCAAGGCUCUAUGAAAACUACAGCACGGAUCACUAGGCCGUGUGUACAGUUGAUCUGAGACUUGCACAUUCAGAGGAAACUGAAUUAAGAUCAGCAUUGUUUGCCAUGCCUGUGGGAAGAAUUGAAUGUCCAUCUUCUCCAUCUUUCCCCAGGGACAGCAAUCAUGAGUGCCAGGUGUGUAGGGUGACAGUGGUGGGCUUGUCAGCAUACGCUAAGCACAUCUCCAGCCAGCUGCACAAAGACAAGGUUGAAGCCCAUGAUGCAGAGGAAGGGAAAGAAGAGGCUAACGAAGAAUACUUUGACAAGGAACUCAUCCAGUUAAUCAAGCAAAGAAAUGAGCAGAACAGAGCAGGUGAAGUGUGCCAUGGGAACCACGAAACAGAAAGUGAUGACAGGCGAUUACAAAGACGGCAAGAUGAAAGGACCACUUUUCAAGACAGAGAUGCUUAUGAUUCGCCAAGGUAUCACUGUGGACCAUCGCAGAGGGAUUGGAAAUGGGAAAAUGAUGGCUUCUUAAACCCCAGGCAAGGAAAACCCAAACAUUCUGCAAGGAACCCCAGUAAUACAAACAGGCAUCUCAUCAGCCAAAGAGGACGACCCGGGUGGCAUUCAAAUAAUUCCGGAGUGUCUUCAAAUUGGUAUCAUAGCUAUGGGAAUACUGGAGGUGCUUGGCAUCAGAAUGCUGGAAGAGGAACAUCAGGUUGGCAUCAUGGUGGAAGGGGAAGAAGUUCCAAGUGGAUUUCUGAAGGAAAGAACGGCUUUUCUAAUUGGCAGUCUAAAAAUUUGGGAGGAAACUGGAAGCCUGGUCAACAAAGUGGAAGUGGAUGGAACUUAGGAAGGAACAGGGCUGCAAACAAUGGUUCCCAGAUAGACAACAUGGAUGCUUCCUGGCUAAAAAGCAAGAGUAUGCAGGAUAAAUACAGUAGAGAAAGGUAUGCAUGGCAAUGGCAGGAGAGUAACACUGUGGCAUCUUAUACAGGCCUUGCUAAUGAAAAUGGCAACAUGAAUUGCUUAUUGGAUUUCACUAGUGAUCAGCUACCUUCAGAUGGGUUGCUAAACUUUGGUCUUCCUGAGCAAUCAGAUAGCAAGUCUUCCAAAGUCAAUGGAAAGCAUAGCAGCCCUUCCCGAGAAAAGAUAAAUCGUUGGGCUCCCUAUCCUUCUCAGAAAGCUUUAGAGCAGCAGCCACUGCCUGAUGAGAGUGUAGUUAAAACCUCUGAGAAAACAGAUUUUGCCCAUCUGUCACCCUCUCCAAAAUCAGCAGAUCCUAAAGUGAACAACCCAAAAUUGAAAAAAUGGGAAGAGACAUAUUCUGCAUCCUCUAAUUACAAAGUGGCAUCUGACAAACUUACACCAUGCAAGCCACCAACAGACUGUACCAGUGAGACAAAAUCAGACCAAGUUGAAGGCAAAGGUAACAAGAUGCCAUCUCUGAAGUCCCCACUUCUGGCUCUUCCAGAUAUAAAGCCAUCUUCUCAAAAAAGAAGCCCAAAUAAUCUAUUGAAACAUGUCCAACUUCUCUUAUCCUCAUCGUCUGGAGAAUAUCAGAACCAACUAAACUCACUAAAUUUAGAGGCGAAUAAUUCUACCUUAUGUACACCCCAACUGAGCAAUGAAUACAAUAGCUAUAACAGUUUAAAAGACAUCAGGCACGUCCUUAGCAACAAUGAAAACUUAAGUGAAGCAUUACAAAAGGCCAAAGAAGAGUUCAAGUGCAGCCAUUCUUUCCAAAACUCUCACUCAAGACCUUGUAGAGGUACUUGGACUGAUGCAAAUGAAGAAUGGCGCAUUGAGGACUCUGCGCAUACCCUGAAGAUGUGUGAGGCCCCAGUAGGUGGGCUGAGGGAUGUGAGCUAUGAAGAUGUAACAGGAAACAAAUGUACUCCUUCCAGUGCUUGUGCAUCUUGUGAUCUUGUUGAGUCUGACCACAGUGCUGCUAAAAAAGAUAACUGUCUAGGAGAAUUGGAAGAUGCUGAUAAAAAAUAUACCGAAUUCCAAAUGGGCUCUCUAGAUGUCCUAUCAAAUGGUCAGCACCAUUUAGAUGUUGACUUGAAAGCAUCACUGGAAGACAAUGGUGAUGAAGAUGCUACAAAAUCAAAUGAUGCCCCUGAAGAGGAAAGCUAUGGAGGUCAUUCAAAUCAUUUGCUACAGAAAGAUACAGCAGGGCAGUCCUCGGGUCCUCUUCUUCCUGAAUUGAGUAAACUUGGCUUUCCAGCAUCUCUCCAAAGAGACCUAACUUGGCGCACAAGUUUGAAGAACAAAACAGGCUCGCAUCUACCUGAGCCCAAUCUCAACAGUGCAAGGCGCAUUCGAAAUGUUAGUGGCCACCGGAAGAGUGAAACUGAGAAGGAAUCGGGGCUCAAGCCGACCUUGCGGCAGAUUAUUAGCGUAUCUCGUAGAAACGUAAACUGGGAGCAGGUCCUUCAACAGGUGUCAAAGAAGAAGCAAGAACUUGGCAAAGGUCUACCAAGGUUUGGCAUUGAGAUGGUUCCCCUCAUCCAGAAUGAACAGGAGGAUCUUGAGUUGGGUGAGGAAGCUGACCUGACCAGUCUUGAAGGAUUCCACUGGGAAGGGAUAUCCAUAGGUUCCCCUGGGACUGUUAGAAAACGUAGCCUCUCUGAAAGCAGUGUGGCUGUGGAUAAGACAGCCUCUGUUUACAGUUUCUUCAGCAACCAAGGGACAAGCAAAGAAAAUGAGCAAAGGCAAACCAGUUCAAUUGCCAACACUGAGGAUGUAACAUAUGGAUCCCAGAUGCUUGCAGAUGUUGUGGCUAGCAUGAAACAAGAGUCCUCUUCUCUUCCUUCCUCACCAUUCAUGUCUGACAGAACUGAUUUAAUUUCCAAUGGAAGGAGACUCAGCUUACAGACUCCCCCUGAGGUUAACAGAAUCCCAGCGUUUAGUGGACGAGAAGCCCAGAGAAGCCCUGAAUACAGCGCCCAGUUACUUGAGAGCCAAGACAUGCUGGAGAUUCCAGGGGGAAGAUACUGUAUGGCUUCAGGCCUUGCAUUGUUCAGCGCGCUUGAUGCAGCAACAGACAGCAGUUAUACAUCAGGCAAUGAGCAGAAUGACAGCCAGGGAGCUGGCAAAAAAAGAAGAGCAACCGGAGAGGGAUCCUCUCCUGAAAUUCCAAGUCUAGAAAGAAAAAAUAAACGAAGGAAGAUUAAAGGCAAAAAAGAGCGUUCUCAGGUAGACCAGCUGUUGUCUAUUUCCCUGAGGGAAGAAGAACUGAGCAAAUCCUUGCAGUGCGUAGAUGGAAGCCUCCUGCAGGCUCGAGCUGCUCUGCAGGCAGCAUAUAUUGAAGUCCAGCGUCUGCUUGUACUGAAGCAGCAGGUAUCAGUAGAAAUGGGAACUUUGAGGAGCCAAAGAAUUCAGAUCCUGCAGGGGCUGCAAGAAACCUACGAACCUUCCGAGCAGCUGCAGCAGCUUCAUCCCAGCGGCUCGAGUGAAAAAACAACUAGCAAGCUUCAGCUGAACCAGGAUCUUCCUGCUAAUCCAGGUGGUCUUGUCCCACUUCUGGAAGCCGCUUCACUUGUUUCUGCCCAGAUAGGCCCUGUUCCUUUGGCAGCCCCUGUCCAAGUAAGCGAUCCGCCUACAUUCCAAACGACUGGUGGCAUUGGAGCCAUCACAGCCCUUGAUUCAUCUGUUCAAAUCAAGCAAGAGCCUGUAUCUCCAAAACCUGUGGAGGAGAGCAUGAAUAUCCCCGAACAGAGCUCUCCAUGUUCUCCACAAGUAGACCUUCAGUUUCAGGAUGGGAGUACAAGUCAACAAUCUUCAGUGUAUCCAGUUAUCUCUGCUACCAUGUCCUUGUCAGGACUCAUUGAUUUCCAAGAGCCUAAUCAAGACAUUCAGAAACCUGUUCCAGAUAAGGGGAGGACCAGGUUAUCUGGUCACCCUUCCCCUAGCUAUUCUCCAUCACUCUUUUUAGUGAAGACAGAAGAAAACAAAACACCAGUGGGCAAUACCAUCUCAGAACAGUGCAGUAGUUCCUUUCAAAGCCAGAGCUUUCCCUCUGAACUCCCUGCUGAUAAAGAUCCCAAACAGACAACGGAACAACCUGAGCAAAUGGCAGUCUCUACUCUGGUCUCCAUGGAGAGCAAACUAAGCAAGAAAAAGAAGAAGUUGAAGAAGAAGAAAGCACUGAGAGCAGCCCGUGUGCCUGAGAACAGUGACACAGAACAGGAUAUAAGUGACUCGAAACCUUAUAGGAAAGUCAAGACGAUUAAAGUGCCUAAAGGGGAAAAAGUGACAACAUCCACCCCUCCAAAGCAAGAAGAUGCAGAAGAUGCUCAGGAAGGAAAGCGGAAGAAAGAAGAGAAUGAGAGUGACACGUCUCUGGAAUUUGUGGAAGUCCCCAAAUCUCCUCUUGAAGUGGUGGCCAUCAGUUCACCUGAGUCAGGAGAUGAGAAGCCAGACAGCCCUUCCAAGAGGGAUGCCUUGAACUCCUCAGAGCAGCUUUUGAGAGAGGCAUCUCGGUCUGGCUAUGAUGAAGUGAGCUCUACUAGUGAGAUUGGAACAAACUAUAGGGAUGGUAUUGAUAGAAGCGUGGCUCAGACUCAAACGUCCAUAUCUUCAAUAAAAGGGUCAAAAAAUUCAUCAGAGGUCUCUUCAGAGCCGGGUGAAGAUGAAGAACCUUCGGAAGGGGACUUCGAGGGACAUUCAGCUUCAGUAAAUGCCAUUCAGAUUUUUGGGAAUUUGAUGUACACCUGCUCGGCAGACAAAACUAUCCAUGCAUAUAACUUAGUGAACAGGAAAUGUGUUGGAGUUUUUGAAGGGCACACCUCAAAAGUAAACUGCCUCCUGGUGACUCAGACAACAGGGAAACAUGCAGCACUGUAUUCUGGCUCCAGCGACCACAAUAUAAAUUGUUAUAACAUCAAGACUAGAGAACUUGUGGAUCAGUUUAAGUUGGAUGACCGUGUGCUCUGCUUGCAUAGCAGAUGGAGGAUCCUUUAUGCGGGACUUGCAAAUGGUAGUGUGGUCACUUACAAUAUAAAGAACAACAAACAACUUGAGAUCUUUGAGUGCCAUGGUCCUAGGGCAAUCAGCUGUCUUGCCACAGCCCAGGAAGGGGCUCGGAGGUUGCUGAUUGUGGGAUCAUACGAUUGUACAAUCAGUGUGCGAGAUGCCCGAAAUGGACUGCUGCUUCGAACGCUUGAAGGUCAUAGCAAAACAGUGCUCUGUAUGAAGGUUGUGAAUGAUCUGGUCUUCAGUGGUUCCAGUGAUCAGUCUGUCCAUGCCCACAACAUACACACGGGAGAGCUGGUGCGAAUCUACAAAGGGCACAACCAUGCCGUGACAGUUGUGAACAUUCUGGGGAAAGUGAUGGUAACCGCGUGCUUGGACAAGUGUGUUCGUGUCUAUGAGCUUCAGUCUCAUGAUCGUUUGCAAGUCUACGGAGGACAUUCGGAUAUGAUUAUGUGCAUGACCAUUCAUAAGAGCAUGAUCUACACUGGCUGCUAUGAUGGUAGUAUCCAAGCUGUGCGGCUAAACUUGAUGCAGAAUUAUCGUUGUUGGUGGCAUGGAUGCUCACUCAUAUUUGGAGUUGUAGACCACCUGAAACAGCAUUUGUUAAAUGAUCACACAAACCCAAAUUUUCAAACAUUGAAGUGUCGCUGGAGGAACUGUGAUGCUUUCUUCACCUCCCGAAAAAGUUCCAAGCAGGAUGCUGUGGGACAUAUUGAAAAACAUGCAGAGGAUGAUAGCAAGAUUGACUUAUGAAGUUUUUUCGCCUCCCACAUUGGGAAGUACCUUUUUAUAUACUGGAAGUAUUCCAAGCCUCAUCCACCUCUUUCCCUCUGCCUUUUCUGCCUCCUGUUCAUAUCUGGAGUGCAAAAAGGACACAGGCCUUUUUUUUUUUCUUUUUGCUACAGAGACAGCAUUUUGCUUGCAGCUCUGUAGAGAAGGGAAUAAUGGACAGUCUCAGACCAAACAAAACCGUGUUUUAAUUCAUUAGCAGAAACAAAACAAAACAGAAUCCUUCAUUUUAUUUGCCUUAUCAAAGAAGUGCAUUAUGCACAUCAAAGAUUUGGUAUUCAAAUGAAUGUUUCGUACUCACAUUCAUGCCUACAUACACUGUUGUGUUUAUCUAGCUGUUUUAUGUUGUUUGCAGGAUCUCCCAGGUAUUUACACUUUUGGAUUUAGACAACUUUAAUAAUAAUAAGAACUCGGGAGUAGAAAUACCACCUAAGCACUGAGCUCUGUAUUUCCUUCCAUUACAUAUUUGUAUACCUCCUUUGAUAAGAGGUGUUAAAGGGGAAUACUAGAGUAAAUGAAUGGCUUCAUUUUUAAUCUUUGGUGUACGAUGUGACUUAUCUUCAGUUAUAAGUGCGAAGUCUGCACAGUGAAUCACUACAAUACUUGACUUUCUGUACUUUUUAGCCCACAAAGAGGCUCGAAAUGAUAGGUAACAUACCACAUGAAAUGUCUAUUUACUGCAGCUGUUUCAUUACUUUUAAAUUACUAGGCACCUUGAUGCAGAGACCAGUUGCAGAUAACAAUUUCAGCUUUUAAACACAGUUAUCUCUAUGUUUAUAUUAAGUGCUCCAUUGUCAUAAUAAUGGGGCUAUAUCCCUGUUUCUGAGCAUUUAUUUUGUUAAUGUAUGACCUAUUAUGGCAUUUCAAAUUGCUGAGCUUUGGAGUCCUGCAUCUUUUUUGAACAUAUUAAGUUCUGUCCAGUCGAUACAUGGUCACCCCAUGUUUUGAAGGCAGCUGUUUGGUGCCCAUCCUGUCCCACUAUCAUCUGGAUUUAUUUCCACUGAAUACCCUAAGUUUCGAUAGCUGUUGUGCAAAAGAAAAGGCUGUUGGGCAUAAAAUGCAAGAUUUUAAAGUCCAAGGAGCCCAAGCAGAAGCUGAGAGUGGUGUGUGUGUGUGUUAGUGUGUGUUAGUUAUGUCACCAUUUAGAGUAGCAAGACAGAAAGUAGCAAUCUGAGAAACCAAUAUAAUUUAAAGACAGUAGUUACAGUGCAAAGAAGUGAAAUGUGUGUAUGGGAAAGAAAUGUGCAUAAAGUCAGUGUUGUUUGGGGCGUAGCAAUUCAAUGAUUUGGUUCAUAAAAUGGUUUCUUCUUUAGAUGUCUGCCGGUGUUCUUGUUAUCACUUGCUUCCAUCUUCCUGGCUUGUUCCAGUGAAAAGCUGAGAAUUCCAAUAACAGUCUAGAAAGUCUGGCUGUGUAGGUUUUGACUUGUUUCAUUUUAUUAUUUUAAAUUCUGUAUAAGAAUUUAUUAAAAGAGCAAAGGGUGUUGUAGUUAACAUUUAAAAAGAAAGGUAAUGCUCAGAUAGGGAAAUGUUCUGAACAGCUGGGUGCAAGAUACGGAACAGGCCUACAAGCUGGAAGUUGCUCUUCACAAAGAACAUGACAAUGUUAUGAACCUUUGACCACUCUCCAAUAUUCUUACUGCAUUUUGAGGCUCGGACUUUUUUGCUCAUCAAAAAUUAUCAAGGAAGAUCAUAUUUUUCCUAUAGAUAAAAUUUGGCUUCCUUGUAGCCCUUAAGAUCUUGUACUGGUAAAGGAGUGGGGAAAAGCUUUUAAAAUCAUCUUAUCUCUAGAUGCAGUGCCCUCAUUUUGCCCUCCCUCCAUGACCAAAUUGUGAUUUGAAGACUAUCAAAACAAUGGACAAUUUACUGGUAAUAUUUUAUGUGUACGGUGGAAAUGCGGGGAGAACUGACAACCUGCAUCAGGGAUUUUUCCCCUCAGCAGUUUGUUUUUUGUUUUGCUGACAUUUUUGACAGCUUUUCUCACAGUGAGAGAAGGUGAAGGAAACCAUAACACAAGCAUUUGGGGGCAACACUCAGUGCUUUACCAGGAAGCUGAAGAGCUUUCAGUCCCCAGACAAGGGGGAGGGGGAGUUUAUAAAACUGUUGUUUCUGAAAUAGUUCUUUAAUUUAAUAUGUUGGAAAUGAAGGUGCAGAGUCAGGGUGUUUGUAAGAAAAAGAUGUGGAGUGCAGUGUUCGUGUUAGUCUUGAGGAGUAGUGAGUGAAUGAAUUUUGAUUUUGCAUCCUCUUAAAGUUUCUUCUUCAAGCCUUCUUUACUGGAAGAGGAUGGUGACUUUGUUUGCAAAAAUGUAUAAAUGUUUUUUUCCCCACUACAUUAAUAGCUGCACUUGGUGCACCACUUGUGUUCUUGGCUGUUUUAAUAGGUGUGAGUGUGUGUGAGAGAGCUUCAAGAACGAUUUUCCUUUAAUCCAUUUUGGGAUGCCUUAGAUCAUUUGUCUUCCAACUGGUUCGACAAUGAAGUGUGGUCAUGUCUUACCAAAGGUUGGUUCCAUAUUUUUGAUUUAUUGGGGACACUGAGAAGAACUAUUCUAAACCAUGUCACAUGUUCAUAAAUUCAUGUCACUUCUUAAAGUUAUAGAAGGUCUCAUCAUUUCAGUACACUAUGAUGAAACUUCCACCAGAGCUGCACAGUUCCUUUAUUCAGAUUGUAAAAUGUUCUUCUCUUAUAGUAGUGGUUAUUUUGUAUGUUUGUUUUUAGUUUGAGGUUGUGUUUUUUGUAUUUCUACCUCUUUAGCAGGAAAUAUGAGCAUGUUCCUUCUAGACCCUGCCAGAAACCAUAAAGAAACAAUGGACUUAUUAGUUAUUUACUAAUUGAAGAAUUGUGAAAGGAGUGUUCCAAAUCUGUUGAUGGUCAAGCUCAUGAAGGUUUCGGGUUUCUGGCAUCUUUCCACAAAUAAGUUGAAAUUACUUGAGAAAGUUUUGUUUUGAAAAUAAGCAGAUAGAAAUGAAUGACUAGAGGGAACUGUGGAGUGUGGUUUUGAAUUGUGUGGGAAGUGUGUUAACUUUUAUGUGUUGGCUAAUGUCUGAGUAAGCUGUUGUGGGCUGUAUAUGAAGUGAGUUUGGACUGCAUGGCAACACACUUUCCCAACACGAUAGAUAUUCCUUUUAUGCCAUUUAUCUUACUUAGUGAAUGUAAGCAUUUGGUGUGUGUUCAGAGCUGUGCUGUGGAAGUGUGGUUUUUGUAUCAACUUUCAGGGAAUUACACAGUCAUUCAGCUGUUUGCACCUUUUUAAACGUUCAAAUGCAACUGAAUGUCAGUGACUACUCGAGCUUCUGUUUGCCCCUUGAGACAAAUACUUGGGCUUGAAAGAUAGACUUCUAAAACGUUGGAUCAAGACACCAAAGCUACAGUCCGUAUCCCAGUUGAAAUCAGUGGCACAGCUCUCAUCUUAAUUGUUCUGGAUUACAUCCAAAAUGUCAACUAGAAUUUUAAGUCUGUUCUAACUCUUAUGGUUGUUUAAAAAAAAAAGCAAGUUCUAGUUUCAAAUUUGAGAAAUGUCACUGAAUGUGUUUGUUUAAAAAAAAAAAAAAGUGGCAUGAAAGCAAUAGGAAGCCAAUAGCUAACUUGCUCUAAAGCUGCAUUUCCUAGAUCUCUGUGGCCCUAGCAGAAUGGCUUUUCACAGAGAAUAUCAGCAGACAAAAGUAUGAAUUUUUCCUUUUCCUUCAUGUACUAUACAAUGAUAAUGACCACAAUCAGAAUGUCUCAAAUUGGACAACUUUUAAGUCAGGAACAGAUUGUUGUGAUUGUAAAAAUGCUAGAUGAGGUAAACUGUAUAAGUAAUA
This is a messenger RNA of Elgaria multicarinata webbii, 9821 nucleotides long. It is a transcript of the gene ZNF106, whose product is annotated as zinc finger protein 106. NCBI's taxonomy places the organism in Eukaryota, Metazoa, Chordata, Lepidosauria, Squamata, Anguidae. Gene Ontology annotation, molecular function: RNA binding; SH3 domain binding. Bases 378 to 5987 code for a protein of 1869 amino acids. The transcript has 19 exons. Gene Ontology annotation, cellular component: membrane; cytosol. Gene Ontology annotation, biological process: insulin receptor signaling pathway. The record is from RefSeq and is a predicted model, not a curated record.